Nelumbo nucifera (sacred lotus) is the source of this 2592-nucleotide messenger RNA. RefSeq names its product cytokinin dehydrogenase 5-like. The record is from RefSeq and is a predicted model, not a curated record. Lineage: Eukaryota; Viridiplantae; Streptophyta; Magnoliopsida; Proteales; Nelumbonaceae. Gene Ontology annotation, biological process: cytokinin metabolic process. Gene Ontology annotation, molecular function: cytokinin dehydrogenase activity; FAD binding.
UAGCAGCCCGCCAGCCCCUUCCCACCCCAGUGCCCUCCUUACUCCUUACUUUUCUCUCUCUCUCUCUCUCUCUCUCUCUCUCUAUAUAUAUAAAUAUUCACUUCGUUCUUCGCCCUGCUGCAAACAUUGUAAUAAAGCGAGUAUGAGAAUGAGAUGGAGAGAGAAAGAGCGCGAAUCUGUGCUUGUUGCGUAGAAAAUCUUUAAAGCGCAAUCCGGCUUACGUUAGCACCACGGCUCCCCACGCUGCUGCACAAGAUUUUGUUCCAUAUCCAUUAUCCCCGAAGUUUCAGCCAGACCCAGCCCAGCCCAGUAGAUCCAUCCCCUCACUCACUCAUUCCUUCGCUUCGCCGGGUUGCACUCGUAGUUUUUGCUAUCCUAUAUUCCUAUCCUCCAGUCCUCCUCCACCACGCCACCACGGGACGGGCCACGGCUAGUCGGCUACCCCCCGCUUCUCUUCUAUAAAUUAAAAGCCCAACACACUGACAGCACAGAUAUGCCAACCACCAAGCCUCUCAUUCUAUCAUUCGUCAUCUAUCAUUUACUCUCCACCGUCGGAUUAACGGUGGACCCCAACGGCCUCCUCGGCCUGGGUUUCGACGGCCAGCUUAGCGUCGACGCCGCCGACGUGGAAACCGUCUCCCUUGAUUUCGGUAGAAUGACCCAAGUUAAGCCGUUAGCCGUAUUACACCCGGCCUCGGCUGACGACAUCGCCGGGUUGGUUCGCACCGCUUACCAGUCGGCUCAGGGCUUCACUGUCUCGGCCAGAGGACACGGGCAUUCCAUCAACGGCCAGGCCCAUGCAACCGAUGGGGUUGUGAUUGCCAUGAGCAGCUCCACCUCCAAGCGAAACCGGAUCAGUCUGCAGGGAAACCCAGCAGCUCGCCCUACUCUCCUUUUGGGAGACAAGCCCAGCUGCAGCUACAUGGACGUCUGGGGUGGAGAGCUAUGGAUAGAUGUAUUGAACUCAACUCUCGAAUACGGACUUGCACCACGGUCCUGGACCGAUUACUUGUAUCUGUCCGUGGGCGGAACCCUUUCUAAUGCUGGCAUUAGCGGUCAAGCAUUCAACCACGGCCCUCAGAUUACCAAUGUCUAUGAACUCGACGUUGUUACAGGGAAGGGAGAGGUGGUAACAUGUUCAAAUGAACAUAAUUCAGAACUAUUCCAUGCGGUUCUUGGUGGCUUAGGACAGUUUGGCAUCAUAACUAGGGCCAGAAUUGCUCUAGAACCGGCUCCACAAAGGGUAAGGUGGAUUCGGGUGCUGUACUCCAAUUUCUCAGCUUUCACAAAGGACCAGGAGUACCUCAUCUCUCUGCAUGGUAACCCUUCAACUGAUAGGUUCGACUAUGUCGAAGGUUUUGUUAUUGUAGAUGAAGGGCUCAUCAAUAACUGGAGAUCCUCCUUCUUCUCCCCUCGUAACCCCGUCAAGAUCAGCUCUCUUGGUGCCGCUAAUGGUGGUGUCUUGUACUGCUUGGAGGUCACAAAGAAUUACGAUGAAUCUACUGCCGAUACCGUCGAUCAGGAAGUCGGGGCUCUGCUAAAGAAGUUGGAUUUUAUACCGACAACGAUCUUCACUACAGAUAUUCCUUAUCUGGAUUUCUUGGACCGGGUUCACAAGGCCGAGUUAAAGCUCCGGUCCAAGGGUCUGUGGGAUGUUCCCCAUCCAUGGCUAAAUCUAUUUGUUCCCAAGUCCAGAAUUGCCGAUUUUGACCGUGGUGUCUUCAAGGGUAUUUUGGGAAACAAAACAAGUGGGCCCAUUCUCAUCUACCCCAUGAACAAAAACAAAUGGGACCAUCGGAGCUCGGUGGUAACUCCAGACGAGGACAUAUUUUACCUUGUAGGACUGCUUCGAUCGGCACUGGAUUCCGGGGAAGAAACACAAACGAUGGAGUACUUGAACAACCAGAACCGUCAGAUUCUCAGAUUCUGCAACGAGGCGGGGAUCAAAGUGAAGCAUUACCUGCCCAAUCACAGCACACAAGAGGAAUGGAAGGCCCACUUCGGAGAGAAGUGGGAUUUAUUUGUCAAGCGGAAGAUGGAGUUCGACCCCAAGCGCAUUCUAGCAACGGGCCAACGUAUAUUUCAACCUGCCUUCACCUCUUCCACGUCAUCCUCAUCUUGGUGAAUGGGUGACCACGUCACAGCGCCAGCUAACAACAAACAAAAUAUUUGUACAGGGCUGAAAAGAGAAUAGUAGUUUUUCUUUUUCUUUUUUUUAAUUUAGUUUUGGUUUUGGAUGCUGUGAUUAUGGGUUGGGAUUGUGUUAUGGUGUGAUAGUUGAGCAGUUAUUGUCGAGGACUCCAAGGGCAUUAAAUAUCUAACGGCUGAGUGACGAGAGAUUCGUGGGGCCCAUAUCUUGUCCUUCAUAUGUCAUGUGCUGCAGCAGUGCAGCAGCCGUGAUCCCGGACAACCCGACCGUUGCCUCCGAAUCUUGUCUUUUCACAGCUGAGCUGCUCCCACUUCAGUCAUCCCAUCAUCCGGAUACCCGAUUUUACUACUGUCUUACGUUACGUUACGUAUUUCUUUCUUUCACGUUCUGCAUGUAAUUGGCUCUGCCAACUUUACCGCUGUAAUUACGUUUUUUGAUUUGUU